Messenger RNA from Brettanomyces nanus, 408 nucleotides. RefSeq names its product ribosomal protein S24A (gene RPS24A). Gene Ontology annotation, molecular function: structural constituent of ribosome. Gene Ontology annotation, biological process: translation. NCBI's taxonomy places the organism in Eukaryota, Fungi, Ascomycota, Pichiomycetes, Pichiales, Pichiaceae. The record is from RefSeq and is a predicted model, not a curated record. The transcript has 2 exons. The coding region runs from base 1 to 408 and encodes 135 amino acids. Gene Ontology annotation, cellular component: ribosome.
AUGUCGGACGCAAUCACUAUCAGAACCAGAAAGGUUUUGUCUAACCCAUUAUUGAAGAGAAGACAAUUCGUCAUCGAUGUCAUUCAUCCUAGUAAGGCCAACGUCUCCAAGGCUGAAUUGACUGAGAAGUUGGCUGAGUUGUACAAGGCCGAAAAAGACUGUGUCUCGGUUUUCGGUUUCAGAACUUGUUACGGUGGAGGUAAAUCUACCGGUUUCGGUUUGAUCUAUAACAGCGUUGCUGACGCCAAGAAGUUUGAGCCUCGUUACAGAUUGGUCAGAUCCAAUCUUGCUGAAAAGAUCGAGAAGGCUUCUAGACAACAGAGAAAGCAGAAGAAGAAUAGAGGCAAGAAGGUCUUUGGUACCGAGAGAAGACACGCUGCCAAGAAGGCUAAGAGAGCUCAGGAUUAA